AUGAGUACUUAUCUGAGCAAAAUAGAAAGAAUAAUCAGUAAUUUUGAAGGGGAUGACAGGAAUAGCCUUGUGAAGCAUUGCAUAUCGGUCUUAAGAGAUGUUCUGCUUGAUGACAGAGAAGUAAAGCGAGCGAAGCUCGAUGUAGUGGCUGAUUUAUAUUCCAUUAGUGUGGAUGAUGCAGAUGCACUGCUGGACGAAGUUCUAUCACACAAGAUACUGCAGGUAAGGGCACUGAUUCUUGAUCUUGUAGAUAAUGAUUACUCGGUCGACUACGAGGAUGUCCGCAUGCCUGAACGAUGGGCCAGGAAGAUAGUGAAAGAUGUUGGGGAUACAUUCGACUUUGGAUCUGAGUUUGGAAUGAAGGCGUUUUUGAUGUAUAACAAGAAGCUUCUUGAUGAGUUUUGUGCGAUAUUUGUCUCUGCAAACCGGAAGUUUGGGUCAAAUGGGAACCAGCUGCUGCUCAAUUUUUACUACUACAAGAAAGAAGUUGGCAGGAAGGCUUGUGAAGUAAGUAAAGACACAGAUAAUGACUUUGAGGAGUUUUUUAGUACGAUAAAGCAGUCAUUCAGAAACAACCUGUACAAAACCGAAGAAGAAUUAGACGAGAUACUCAGAGAGAAACAAAAUGCAUAA
Molecule: messenger RNA, 633 nt
Organism: Ordospora pajunii
Lineage: Eukaryota; Fungi; Microsporidia; Ordosporidae
Exons: 1
Coding region: 1-633 (210 amino acids)
Source: RefSeq, a predicted model, not a curated record